AUGAAGAGCCUUGUCUUGUUUUUGAUAACUUUGGCUCUGGCCAAGUCACUUCCACUCGAGACCGAUCAGAACCCCGAAGUCGCGCUGAACGAGGACGAGAAGAUUGGUAAGUGUUUCAGUUUUUAACAGUUUUAUUAGAAUCUACCUCAGGUCUAACACGGCGUGCAACAUCCAACAAUACUUUCACUAAGCAGACUUCUACUGUUUUUAAAUCAGUUUCCUCUUCCUUUUUUUGCACCUCUCCUUUUAGUUAAAGGAGGGGCCAGCAAUCUUUGGCGCACGCAGCUCUUUUAACAUAGUAAAACGAUCUUUUUUUCCCUUUUAAUAUAUUUUUGCUUGUCUUAUUCCUUCGCAUUUCUGGCAAAGCUCAAUAUAAUAUAGAGUGUUAAAAUUUUAUUUUAAAUAUACUCAUUUUCCACAAGAAAAUCAGCGUGAUCCCAACCUCUCUUGUUUUUUAGAAACACCUGUUUUCGAUCCCGAGGUAUCAGAUACAGCUGAUAAGCUUGAAAUUGCUGAAAGAGGUAAGUCCGUCUGUCGAUGAUUGCAAAGGUUUUUUUUUUUCUUUACUUUUUCAAGAUAAUACAAAAUAUCGUGUUUUCCAAUGUUGCUGUGAGUUGUUCUCAGUGGACUGACUCCCCAUCAAUAAUAUUCUGCAUGCGCUAGUUCAUGCCUAGCUUCGAUAAGCGCUUCAUUAAUUAGGGCUUGUGAAGUGAUGCGCAAAGCUUUCGGAGCUUGUUGCCUGUUUUGAAAAGAACGGAAUGAAAAGUCGUUACUAAAUUUCAUUUGAAUACACUCAUUUUGCAGCGAAGCCUGAUUAGCUCUGUUUCUAGGUGCGAACGUUCUUACUGUAACCAAUUGCAAGGCAUUCCCAUUUCCUUUCACUUAAACAUACUCAUUUUCCACAAGAAAAUCAGCGUGAUCCCAAUCUCUCUUGUUUUUUAGAAACACCUGUUUUCGAUCUCGAGGUAUCAACUGAUUAUCCGGGCGGUCAAAUUGGCAUAAAUAUAUACGAUUUUUUUCAAUAAAACUUUGUUUUAAAAUUGUUACUUUUCAGAUACAGCUGAUAAGCUUGAAAUUGCUAAAAGAGGUUCUUGUGAAGAAGGUAAGUCCAUCAUAAUCUGUCGAUGAUUGCAAAGGUUUUUUUUUCUUUACUUUUUCAAGGUAAUACAAAAUAUCGUGUUGUCCAAUGUCACUGUGAAUUGUUCUCGGUGGACUGACUCCCCAUCAAUAAUAAUUCUGCAUGCGCUAGUUUGUGCCUAGCUUCGACAAGCGCUUUAAUAAUUUGGGCUUUUAAAGUGAUACGCAAAGCUUUCGGAGCUCGUGGUCUGUUUUAAAAAGAACGGAAUGACAAGUCGUUACUAAAUUUCAUUUGAAUACACUCAUUUUGCAGCGAAACCUGAUUAGCUCUGUUUCUAGGUGCGAACGUUCUUACUGUAACUAAUUGCAAGGCAUUCCCAUUUCCUUUAACCGCGCUGAAAUUUCCAUUAUGAGCAGAAAGCAAAGCCCUUCCCGUUUCCCAAUCUCAAGUGAAAAGGCUCCUAAGUGAGUUUCCUCCCCUCUCAAAUUUCGCCACCGACAGGAGCGCAACUGGCGCGAGAGCGUGCCCUAUUCAAAACUUAGUUCAGAUGACAAUAAAUGCGAGACCUCUAUAGUUCUCUGUGUAUCCCAAGUAAUGCUAGUGGCCCUUAACGAAGCCCCAACCAUAAAAUAAGGAUGUUCAAUUACGUGGAUUUUUUGUGUGCCCAUGUUUUCGAGUUUUGAUUAAGUUGUAGAAGUGGAUGUGCUUGAAGUCAAAAUUUCACUUCUUAAAACGGUACGAUGUGAACGUCAAGAACAUCCUAGUAAUAAGAGGACAUAUAAAUUUUAUCAUGAGGUAGGAUAAGGCUUUGAAUUAAAUUUGGAGGGAAGCGGAAAGAUUUCACUUUCGUAAAAAAAAAAAAAAAGGACAUUUUGAAGGACAGAAUGACCAAUUUGUCUCCCACGGGACCUCAAUCAAAAAACAGACAAAUCAGUCAUGAGUACAAAGGAAAUGUAUUUUGAAGCUAACCUCAUAAAGUGUAAUUCAGAUGCCAAGUUUCCAGGAUAUCCGUGAGAUGAACGAAAAAUUUUUAUGAGGAUCUUAGAGAGAGAGCGUCUUAAAAUACAUGUGUUUGCUGGUAAUAUUUGACGUUGUUGAAAUCUUAACUCAUAGGUAUUAGCGAGGGAAUAUAUGUCAUUGUAAACGUCGAAACAAAGCGCCUCUUGUUCCAGGACGGCCCUAAAAUAAAAGGGUUCCGUGGAGCAGAAAAGGGGUGGAAGGCUAGUUCAGGCUUCGAAGCACCAGCUGUUGUGGGUGCUGAUGCAAAUUACUACAAUCGAGCUCUUUGGAAGAUCAUUCCUCGAGGUGGUGGCAAAUACUUGAUCGAAAACUUGGAGACGAAAAGGUACUUGUUUCAAGAUGGCCCUGCCAUGAAAGGGCCUCGUGGAGCAGAAAAGGGGUGGGCGGCUAGUUCAGGCUUCAAAGCACCUGCUGUUGUCGGAGCUGAUGCCAACUACUACAAUCGAGCCAUCUGGAUGAUUACUCCACUUAGUGAUGGCAAGUACUUCAUUGAAAACGUCUUCACGAAGAGGCUCGUGUUUCAAACUGGUCAACCGAUUGAAGGGAAGCGUGGAGCAGAAAAGGGGUGGAAGGCUAGUUCGGGCUUCGAAGCACCUGCUGUUGUUGGUGCUGAUGCCAACUACUACAACCGAGCCUACUGGAUACUACACAAAGUGCGUUAGACUGAUUAAAAAAAACGUGCCAACAACGUUAAGGGUAGCAGUUAUAAUGGAACUGUUAGUAGCUUUUCCUGGGUUGUAGGGCAAGUUUGUCAAAUAUUUAAACUUCAAGCUUUUGACUGUAGUGUGAAAAAUAAAGGC
Molecule: messenger RNA, 2898 nt
Organism: Pocillopora meandrina
Lineage: Eukaryota; Metazoa; Cnidaria; Anthozoa; Scleractinia; Pocilloporidae
Source: the annotation of a GenBank genome assembly